Castor canadensis (American beaver) is the source of this 1079-nucleotide messenger RNA. RefSeq names its product adaptor related protein complex 2 subunit sigma 1 (gene Ap2s1). NCBI's taxonomy places the organism in Eukaryota, Metazoa, Chordata, Mammalia, Rodentia, Castoridae. Gene Ontology annotation, cellular component: AP-2 adaptor complex; membrane coat. Gene Ontology annotation, biological process: clathrin-dependent endocytosis; intracellular protein transport. Gene Ontology annotation, molecular function: clathrin-cargo adaptor activity. The record is from RefSeq and is a predicted model, not a curated record.
GGUCCUCCUGCCGGAAGUCCUCUCCAGCCCUGGGCCCCCUAAACUGCAGGCAGAGUCGGAGCCGCCCAGUUGCCGCGGGACCCGGGCCACUGGGGUCCGGACAGGGGUCGCCAUGAUCCGCUUCAUCCUCAUUCAGAACCGGGCGGGCAAGACUCGCCUGGCCAAGUGGUACAUGCAAUUCGAUGAUGACGAGAAACAGAAGCUGAUUGAGGAGGUGCACGCCGUGGUCACUGUCCGUGAUGCCAAGCACACCAACUUCGUGGAGUUCCGAAACUUCAAGAUCAUUUAUCGUCGCUAUGCCGGCCUGUACUUCUGCAUCUGUGUGGAUGUGAAUGACAACAACCUGGCCUACCUGGAGGCCAUCCACAACUUUGUGGAGGUCUUAAACGAGUAUUUCCACAAUGUGUGUGAGCUGGACUUGGUGUUCAACUUCUACAAGGUGUACACAGUGGUGGACGAGAUGUUCCUGGCGGGGGAGAUCCGCGAGACCAGCCAGACGAAGGUGCUGAAGCAGCUGCUCAUGCUGCAGUCCCUGGAAUGAGGGGCCCUGCGCCCCUAGACCGCUGCUCGCGCCCCCAGGCCGCGGCCCGCCCCAGCAGCCCCCCGCCUCCCUCAGCCGCUCCGAGGAAGGACCAAGUGGGUCUGGGGCUGCCAGGAAUGAGACUGCAUCCUACUGCCUCUGGGCCCCAGCGGGGGGCAGAGGCCACCUUGGUGUCCCGAAUAACCGUGCUGUUGUCUUUGAUGCUGUGAGUGUGUGUGUGCGUGGAGCCCCCAAUAAACCUGUGGUCCUGCCUGGCCUUGCUCUCCCUGAGCACUUGCCUGUCUUCCCUGGAAACCAUAGAUCCUCAGGAUGUCCUGCCCUUGGUCCAUCAGUGAGUCACUCAGUCUCAUUGUUCUGGGCAAGGUGGACAGAGGCAAGUAUAUUUCAGACCUGCUCCUGACCACAAAGGGCUCCUGAGACUGCAAGGGGUGACAGUUGAGACACUGAGCACUUGGUAUUAAAACAGUUCUACUUAAGUGGAGCAGUGGCUCAUGCCUGUAAUCCUAAGUACUUGGGAGGCUGAGAUUGGGAGGGUUGC